AUGUUUUCGGAGAAUCCAGCACCCAAGAACAAGUUGUCUAAAAUCCCAGAUAUAUCCAAUCUGCUUGAAAAUGGUCCUAGAGAAUCUAAGAGUUCAUUGAGUUCAUUUUCCGGAGCUCCAGCAAAAAAUAAUAGUUUUGAGAAUGUUCGAGCUAAAGUAAAAGAUCCACGAAAGAGUUUUACUAUAAUUUCGAAUUUCGUGCGUCGAGAAAAUAUCGACCCCAACAUCACCACCAAAGAGCUGGUCUCCACGGAUCCCACACAACAAAUCGAUGAGAACAUCAAUCUCUUAACGCAAAUAGAAACAACUAAAAAUAUUCUUUGCUGCAAAUAUACUGAAGAUUACAACUUUAUUUCGGCCGGUUUUCCUGAUGGCAUGGUACGUUUAUUCGCAAAGAACACUGGUCAACUCGCGAUGGUCUUGUACGAUGAAGAGUCUUUGGCAAAUGCUGCCACUGUCACGUGUAUCAAACAUAGGCCCGUCUCGAAAAAUUAUCCGUCAACAAAUACACUCUUGUGUUCAUAUACUAAUGGUUGUGUAAAAUGCUGGGAUUUUGUCUCUAGUCGAUGUAUAUAUACUAUCAGAGAAAGGCGCCAGACUUUAUCCUUGUCCUACCAUCUCCGACUGCCAAAAUUUGUCACAUGCGGCGACGACGCCAAAAUAUUCCUUUAUGAUGAGGAAACAAAAAUGCAAGAAAGAGUUUUUAUAGCAAGUGACGAUCAGAAUAUAUGCGAUGGGCAUACUUCCCGCGUUUUCGCUGCCUGCUUCAAUCCGCGAUCGCAAUUCGAGAUAGUUACAGGAGGAUGGGACAACACGGUACAGUUCUGGGACAUGCGGGCGCCGCACGCCACCAGGCACAUAGCCGGAGUUCACAUUUGCGCGGAAGGAAUCGACAUCAGCCCCAACGGGAGAACGUUACUAACAGCGGCGUGGCAGAAAGCAAAUCCUUUUCAGGUUUGGGACUACAACAACUUGAAGUUGAUACAAAAUGUAAAACCGGAUCCAUAUAAUGCAAUGUUAUACUGUGGAAGAUGGCUUGACAAUAAUUAUGCAGUAUGCGGUGGGUGCGAGCCUAAUAUCAUCCGACUCGUUGAUAUGAGAACUUAUAUGAACGUGGGUGCAGUAAAAAACCUACCAGGCGGCGUGUACAGCCUCGACAUCGGAAUACGAAGAAAGAACAAAAAAACUCGUGGGCAAAAGGCUGAUGUUUCCUCAUUGCCAAUGUUGGCUUAUGUCAGCGGAAAAAGAAUAGCCCAAAUUGAUUACUGCUAG
Ctenocephalides felis (cat flea) is the source of this 1272-nucleotide messenger RNA. Its product is annotated as transcription initiation factor TFIID subunit 5-like. The transcript is spliced from 8 exons. Gene Ontology annotation, molecular function: protein binding. NCBI's taxonomy places the organism in Eukaryota, Metazoa, Arthropoda, Insecta, Siphonaptera, Pulicidae. The record is from RefSeq and is a predicted model, not a curated record. Bases 1 to 1272 code for a protein of 423 amino acids.